AUGACACCAAGACAGCUGGAGAAAGGCAGCAUGGAAGACAGUGUUCUUCCAAAGACCGAAGUCGUUGACUGGGAUGGGGAUGACGAUCCCACCAACCCUCGCAACUGGCCAGAGUCCAAGAGGUGGGCGCAUGUAGUCAUCGUCUCUAUCUUGGCUCUUAUCACGAACAUGGCGCCCACAAUGUGUGCCCCGGGGAUCAGGGAAAUCGAAGCCGACUUAGACAUCGCUUCCAGUGUUGCCAGUACCCUCGCUGUCACACUGUAUGUGCUGGGUAUUGCUAUUGGACCCAUGUUCAUGUCACCCCUCAGCGAAAUCUACGGACGCGUGCCUAUUUACCACGCAGCAAAUGUCAUGUUUGUGGCCUUUAUCCUUGGCAAUGCGCUAAGCCAGAGCCUAUCGCAGUUUCUCAUCUUUCGGUUCCUCUCUGGCUGCGCUGGCGGUACCCCGAUGGCUCUUGGUGGAGGGACGAUUGCGGACAUUACGACCAUCCAGAAACGAGCUGUGGCAAUGGCUCUAUUUAGUAUGGGGCCUCUGGCGGGACCCGUUCUCGGCCCAGUAAUUGGGGGCUUUGUUGCGGCAGGGCCAGGCUGGCGUUGGACGUUCUGGUUGCUAGCCAUCUUGGGAGGAGCCGCCGGCAUCACGGCACUGGUCGUCAUGCGCGAAACCCAUCCCAAGGUCAUUUUGGAGCGCAAAGCCACCCGUCUGCAUGCUACUACUGGCCAACCGAAUUUACGUUCCAAGCUUGGGAGUACUUCGCUCUCCCCAUGCCAGGUCCUCGUUCGGGUCCUAAUCCGACCGACUGUGCUCCUUUUCCGAUCGCCCAUCCUAUUCGUCAUAUCUCUCUACGUGGCGUUGGUGUUUGGAGUGAUGUAUCUCCUCUUUACAACCUUUCCUAGCGUGUUCGAGGGCCAAUACGGCUUCAGCACAUCCAUAUCCGGGCUCGUCUACUUAGGCCUAGGUGUUGCCUUAGUCACUAGCAUGCUCCUCUUCAACGUUCUGAAUGGACGGGUACAAGCGGCACGCAUGAAAGCCGAUGGGGUGCAACAGGCUCGACCAGAAUACCGCCUACUCCUAAUGAUUUGGUUCAGUCCUUUUGUCGGGCUCGGCUUGAUCAUCUACGGCUGGACGGCAUACUACAGGGUUCAUUGGAUCGUGCCUAUCAUUGGCACAGUCUUCAUGGGGUUUGGGGCCUUUUUCGUGAUUAUGCCCUCGCAACUGUACCUAGUUGAUGUUUUUGGAUCCCAGGCAGCUGCCUCCGCGCUGGGCGCUAAUAAUCUUCUACGAUACAUUUCGAGUACCUUUUUGCCACUCGCGGGGCCCGCCAUGUACCAUAGCCUGAAUUACGGGUGGGGGAAUACAUUGCUAGGGCUACUUGCACUUGCAUUCGUUCCAGGGCCGCUUCUGUUCUAUCGGUAUGGCGAGCGCCUCCGCGCCAAAUCUUUGUCGAACCUGCAUGCUGUGUCAAAAUAA
Molecule: messenger RNA, 1470 nt
Organism: Aspergillus terreus NIH2624
Lineage: Eukaryota; Fungi; Ascomycota; Eurotiomycetes; Eurotiales; Aspergillaceae
Product: MFS transporter
Exons: 4
Coding region: 1-1470 (489 amino acids)
Biological process (GO): transmembrane transport
Molecular function (GO): transmembrane transporter activity
Source: RefSeq, a predicted model, not a curated record